GAUCACAGGCUUUUGGGGCUGAAGCAGGAGGCAGGAUGGACUGAGAGGAAAAGAGGCAGGCGAAAGAGAGAGAGAGAGAGAGAGAGAGAGAGAGAGAGAGAGAGAGAGAGAGAGAGAGAGAGAGAGAGAGAGAGAGAGAGAGAGAGAGAGAGAGAGAGAGAGAGAGGCUUGGGAAGGAAACAGCAGAGAGGAAAUUGCUCGCGGGUUCACAGCAAAGCAAGGGCCGGUGGAGUUGAGGACAGAGACGAGACUAUGAAAGCCAAGAGAUGCAGAGACAAUCAGAGGGGAGAAAAUGCCAAGAGGAACGUCCAUCCGGAGAAAUGAAGAGAAUGAAAGUUUUAUCCUGCAGAACGGCUCCGUGUUCUUCCGGCACAAAAUUCUCUCGCUGUCUUUAAGCCCGCUCGCGUUUGCCAGCCGUUGACAUCAAGAGGCAUGUUCAGCGGUGCCGGCAGCGUCUCCUCUUCCUUCUCUUCCUCUUCAUCUUCCUCCUCCUCUUCUUCUUCCUCCUCCACAUUCUCCUCCCAUCAGCAAGAAGACAAACCUAGGACAGUCUUGAAAUAUCGAAAUUUCCUCCUUGGGAUUUGCCAGCGCCGCGUUGCGCCAACACUGUCGGAAUAAAGGAGGCUGACUAUUGUAUUAUCGUUAUUUUAUUAAUUGGUCAGUGGGAAGACUACAGCGAGCAUAGGGGACAUCUGUCACCCUUUCUGCGCUAAGAUUGAAAAAUGAGGCUGAAUUUGGGGAAGCUCUAACAUGAAGCAAGAGGAAUAAAAUUUUUCCACAUCCACAGAAGCCCCCCCACGUAGCACACUUUUAUUUAUAUUUUUGAGAAUAUUCUUUUUUUGGUGGUGGGGGGAGGUGAUCGGGUGGCUGGCUGGCUACGGGGGGGAGCGGCUUUCUUUCCUUUUGGAGAUGAUUGUGCUGUUAUUCUCUGCUUUGCUCUGGAUGGUGGACGGAGUCUUUUCCCAGCUUCAUUACACGGUGCAGGAGGAGCAGGAACAUGGCACUUUCGUGGGGAAUAUCGCUGAAGACCUGGGCUUGGACAUUACAAAACUUUCAGCUCGCAGGUUUCAGACGGUGGCCAACUCACGGACCCCUUACUUGGACCUCAAUCUGGAGACCGGGGUUCUGUACGUAAACGAAAAGAUCGAUCGAGAGCAGAUCUGCAAGCAGAGCCCCUCCUGUGUCCUGCACCUAGAGGUCUUCCUGGAGAACCCGCUGGAGCUGUUCCGAGUGGAGAUCGAAGUGCUGGACAUCAACGACAACCCUCCCUCCUUCCCGGAGCCGGACCUCACGGUGGAGAUCUCAGAGAGCGCCACGCCAGGCACCCGCUUUCCCUUGGAGAGCGCCUUCGACCCAGACGUGGGGACAAACUCAUUAAGAGACUACGAGAUAACCCCGAAUAGCUACUUCUCGCUAGACGUGCAGACGCAGGGAGAUGGCAACCGAUUCGCUGAGCUGGUGCUGGAGAAGCCACUGGACCGGGAACAGCAAGCGGUGCACCGCUACGUGCUGACCGCGGUGGACGGGGGAGGAGGGGGAGGAGGAGGGGAAGGAGGGGGAGGCGGUGGGGGAGCCGGCCUGCCCCCGCAGCAGCAGCGCACAGGCACGGCCUUGCUCACCAUCCGAGUGCUGGACUCCAACGACAACGUGCCCGCCUUUGACCAACCCGUCUACACUGUUUCCCUACCAGAGAACUCGCCCCCUGGCACGCUCGUGAUCCAGCUGAACGCCACCGACCCCGACGAAGGCCAGAACGGCGAGGUCGUGUACUCAUUCAGCAGUCACAUCUCGCCCAGGGCUCGGGAGCUCUUCGGACUGUCGCCGCGCACCGGCCGGCUGGAGGUGAGCGGCGAGCUGGACUACGAAGAGAGCCCCGUGUACCAGGUGUAUGUCCAAGCCAAGGACUUGGGUCCCAACGCUGUGCCUGCGCACUGCAAGGUGCUGGUGAGGGUGCUGGAUGCCAACGACAACGCGCCGGAGAUCAGCUUCAGCACGGUGAAGGAGGCGGUGAGCGAGGGCGCGGCCCCCGGCACGGUGGUGGCUCUGUUCAGCGUGACCGACCGAGACUCGGAGGAGAACGGGCAGGUGCAGUGCGAGCUGCUGGGAGACGUGCCUUUCCGCCUCAAGUCUUCCUUCAAGAACUACUACACCAUCGUGACCGAAGCCCCCCUGGACCGAGAGGUUGGGGACUCCUACACCCUGACCGUGGUGGCCCGCGACCUGGGCGAGCCUGCGCUCUCCACCAGUAAGUCGAUCCAGGUUCAAGUGUCUGACGUGAACGACAAUGCCCCGCGCUUCAGCCAGCCGGUCUACGAUGUGUAUGUGACAGAAAACAACGUGCCGGGCGCCUACAUUUACGCGGUGAGCGCCACGGACCGCGACGAGGGGGCCAACGCAAAAUUAACCUACUCUAUCCUAGAGUGCCAGAUCCAGGGCAUGAGCGUCUUCACCUACGUCUCCAUCAACUCGGACAACGGCUACCUGUACGCCCUGAGAUCCUUCGACUAUGAGCAGAUCAAAGAAUUCAGCUUCCAAGUGGAAGCCCGGGACGCCGGCAGCCCCCAGGCGCUGGCCGGCAACGCCACGGUCAACAUCCUGAUAGUGGACCAGAACGACAACGCCCCCGCCAUCGUGGCACCCCUGCCGGGGCGCAACGGGACUCCCGCCCGCGAGGUGCUGCCGCGCUCUGCCGAGCCGGGCUACCUGCUCACUCGAGUGGCCGCCGUGGACGCUGACGACGGCGAGAACGCCAGGCUCACCUACAGCAUAGUGCGGGGCAACGAGAUGAACCUAUUCCGCCUGGACUGGCGUACCGGAGAGCUCCGCACCGCCCGGCGGGUCCCAGCCAAGCGCGACCCCCAGCGGCCUUACGAGCUGGUGAUCGAGGUGCGCGACCACGGGCAGCCGCCCCUGUCCUCCACCGCCACCCUGGUGGUUCAGCUGGUGGAUGGAGCGGUGGAGCCCCAGGGUGGGGGCGGGGGCGGAGGACCCGGAGAACACCUGCGCCCCAGCCGCUCCGGCGGCGGGGAAACUUCACUGGACCUCACACUCAUUCUCAUCAUCGCCUUGGGCUCUGUGUCCUUCAUCUUCCUGCUGGCCAUGAUCGUGCUGGCCGUGCGCUGUCAAAAGGAGAAAAAACUCAACAUCUACACGUGUCUAGCCAGCGACUGCUGCCUGUGCUGUUGCUGCUGCGGCAGCGGGGGCUCGACCUGCUGCGGCCGCCAAGCCCGGGCGCGCAAGAAGAAACUCAGCAAGUCAGACAUCAUGUUGGUGCAGAGCGCCAACGUCCCUAGCAACCCGGCCCAGGUGCCAGUGGAGGAGUCCGGGGGCUUCGGCUCCCAUCACCACAACCAGAACUAUUGCUAUCAGGUCUGCCUGACCCCGGAGUCGGCCAAGACUGACCUGAUGUUCCUGAAGCCCUGCAGCCCUUCCCGGAGUACAGACGCUGAGCACAAUCCCUGUGGAGCCAUCGUCACCGGGUACAGCGACCAGCAACCAGACAUCAUUUCCAACGGAAGCAUUUUGUCCAACGAGAAUAAACACCAGAGAGCAGAGCUCAGCUAUCUAGUUGACAGACCUCGCCGAGUUAACAGUUCUGCAUUCCAGGAAGCUGACAUAGUAAGCUCUAAGGACAGCGGUCAUGGAGACAGCGAACAGGGAGACAGUGAUCAUGACGUCACCAACCGUGGCCAGUCAGCUGGUAUGGAUCUCUUCUCCAACUGCACGGAGGAAUGUAAAGCACUGGGCCACUCCGACCGAUGCUGGAUGCCUUCUUUUGUCCCUUCGGAUGGACGGCAGGCUGCUGAUUACCGCAGCAACCUGCAUGUCCCUGGCAUGGACUCUGUUCCAGACACCGAGGUCUUUGAGCCUCCAGAAGCGCAGCCUGGGGCAGAGAGGUCCUUCUCCACUUUCGGCAAAGAGAAGGCCCUGCAUGGCACCCUGGAGAGGAAGGAGCUGGACGGACUGCUGUCUAAUACACGAGCGCCUUACAAACCACCAUAUUUGACACGGAAAAGGAUAUGCUAGUCAAUUCUGCAGCUUACCCGAAGCAGUAUGAUUUGCACAGAGUCGACCAACAAAAGCAUCAACUUUUCAACUUCAUUAUCUUGGCCAUCCAGUUAGUUGUGUGUAGCUGAGUGUUAGAUUUCCAGCGGAGUCAUCGUGGCCACGUGUAGGACCUAAUUGCUCUCAGCAGGCCUGAGAAAUGAGUUGAAAUGUGCAGACUGUAGAAACUCCAUAGGCAACCGGCGUUGCCUCUCCGAUCAGUGUGUGCCUGUUUACAGCACUAUCUACCCUUCUCUCUCCAAAUGUCACUGAGCCCUUUAGAUGUUUAUAUUCACCAUGAGAAGCCAGUCAUCAAGAUAAAAGAAAUUUGUGCAUUAUAAAUGCAAUAUCACUGUUUUCAACUUGACUGUUUUAUAUUAUUUUUGUGUGACCAAGUGUUCCCCAAACUACCCCGACUUUACAAGAGAGAUGUGACUAUGUUCUUUUCAUUCGUGGGCUAUUAAAAAUAUGUUGUAUUCUAAAGACCCACAAAAAUAUCAAAGACAUUCUGUAGUUUAUACACCGUGUUGCAAAGUGUUUACUGUACUAUUUCAAAGCUUCUAAAUAAAUAUAAAAUAUAUAUUAUAUUAUAUAAUUUUCCUAAGAUGUGGUAAAAAUUAGUUGGUUUUUAAAUGGAUUCAUACAGCCCUCAUCAUACAAUAAAACAGAAGGCAAUUCAGGGUCCCUAAGAUUAACUGAGAAACACCAUCAAUAGUUUGUCCUAAUUUUCAUACCUUUCUCAACCCUGUAUUUUUCUUUCUUUAAAAGAAAGUAAAGUUCUAAGCUGCAAAACUUUGUCAAGAACUCAUUGUGAAUUUUCAAUGCCAAAGAUGUAGCUGUUAAUAUUGUCAGGCGGAGCACAGAAGAUGUAGUUUCAAAACAUCGAGCAGUCUACAUGAUUCCGAUUCUAUUUCCAUGGCUUUGAAUUUAGCAUCACUUAAAGCUUUUAUAAAGAAACUAUAAAUUCAUCUGUAUUUGUUGUUAGUUAAAAAUCUGGGUGUCUGUACAUUUCGUGGUGUAAAAUAUGUAACUGAAGAUUACUAUUUUAAGACCUUCUCAUCAUAUAAUUCAUAGAAUCUUAUUUUACAUAGUUUUACAUAGUUCUGUGACUCUUAAGUAAACAUGAAUAAAAUCUAUAACUCUAUAUAAAUAUAUAGAGGUAUAUAAAUAUAAUUAUCAGAGCUGGUACAUAUUAACAAUAAAGUAUUUAAAAAAUCUCUAAAUUUAAAAAGUCAAAUAAAUUUGGAGAUAGAAAUAUGAUACAUUACUGUUACAGUAUUAUAUGUAAAAUUUUAUAGCUUAAAUGUAGUCAGUGUUUUAUUAAUGAUAAUAUUCUUCCUUGGUCAGUCUUGAAAAAUUAAUUUUGUCUUUUACUUUCUUGUCAACAAGGUUAAUUAUUAAAUUCAGAAAGACGUAUUUUCCUUUAGUUCACAUUUUUUUCUACUGUUGUCUGUCGCUUGUUGAAACAGGGGAGGGAUAAAAAUUAGAGAAUGUGAGAGAUUCAUCAAGGCAUAUCAUGGACUAAAUUUAACUGCCCUCUAAAAAGAUUCCAGAAUGAUAUAAUGAUUUACCAAGCCCAAAUUAUAGGCUCAUUUUGAAAUGCUAACCUUUAUUUUGAUGUGGUUAUAUGCUCACUGCAAAUAUGAGCUAAACAACACUAAAGAAUAGAAUAACAUUUAACCCUUUACAAAUGAGAUCCAUUUAAUAUCAUAUGAGUUAAAAUGGACUUUUAAUUAAGAUUUAUCAUUAAAAUGCAUACAUGUAGUCAUUGGCGCUUUCCGUAUUAAAGUUAUACCCAGUGUCAUCCUUUUGAUGCUAUUGAAUUAUAUAAUCAUAUAUUAUAAUAUCAAUUAGCUUAUAGCAACAUAAUAUAAACAGAAUUCUGUCUCUGGAAGGCCUGUUGAAAAAUAAAUGAAAUGUCCAUGUGUGAUUCAAAAGCACAUACACUUACUGGGUGCCGUAGCAAUCUUUUCUUCGAUGUUUGGCAUACUACAUCAUAAACUAAGAAAAUAGUAUAUAUAAUUUAACUUAAAAAGUUUGUUUUUUCUAAUUGCUUUUCAAUCAAGAAAAAAAUUGUUGAAUCACUUCGUAUUAAUUAAAUCCAUUCUUGCUUCAAUUUAAAAGCAUGGGUUAAGAUCUACAUUCAUCUUUUCAUGCUCACUUAACAUUACAAUAUUUGUACUAAUUCAUUCGACUUAAAAUGUUUUUUAAAACAUUUCAUGUCAUAUGCAGUAUACCUUCUACAUGAUUUUCUAACAUAUAGUUGUGUGUUAGCUAUUUUUAUAUAUGAUAGCAACUUUCUAGAGUAAUUUGUAUUGUAGUUUUUAAUUGUACCAUCAUUCUACCAAAACAUACAUAAUUUGAGAAAGCAAAUUAUUAAACACACAAUGUUAAAUGCUAGUAUCAUUUAUCAAUUACUGCAUGCAUGAUAAACUAGAAGCUACAGCAGAGGUACAAUUUCAGUGAAUUGGCUAAAAUAUUAUGUUUCAAUGACAAAGACUAAAGGAACAAUGAGACAAGAAAGUAAUGAAAUACUAUAGGUAGAUUCAUCAACUGCAUCAAGAAGAGUUAGUGUAGACUUUACAUUUAAGCUGAUCAUAUUAAUAUCCAGUCUGCUAUUAUUGUGACAUGUUCAAAGAAAACAAUAGUAUUAGACAGUGUUUCAUCCAUAAAAUACUUCCAACGAAAAAUGGAAUUUAUUCCUUAUUUAGUCUCAUUAGUUUUAGAGCAGUAAAACUCAAAAAUUUUCCUGUGGAAAGAGUGUUGUACGGUUUCAAUGGUAUGUCAAAUGACAAUUUUUAGGAAUAUUUCACCCACAUAUAAAAUUAUAAUUUUAUUCUGUGAGCAUAAUUUUUUUUUAAAUCGCCAUAAAUCAAGUAUAUAAAUAUUGCAUCAUAAUCAAUUUAAAGAUAAGACAAUGUCAAUAACAUAAAUGUGUCUCCCUUUUAGGAAAUACAUAUAUUUAAUUUCAGGAAAAUACCUAACACAAUGCCUUUACCAAGCAUUGUGGAUUAGAAAUUAUAUAGUAUAUAAAAAUUUAUUAUUAAUUCUUUUUUUUAUUUUUUAGUUGUGCUAUAAUUUGUCCUCACAUUCUUUGAAAUGUUGGAGUUCUUUUGAUUUUCCAUGAAGGGAAGAAAUAUUCUCUGCAGUUCUGGACAUAUAGGCUGUCAGAAGUAGGCUUUCUAGAAUCUUGUGAAGUUGUGUGUGGGGUUCAGUUGAUCAAAUUGAACGUGGUGAAUGUUUACCAAGAUAGAUAAGGCAUUUACGAUACUGAAAGACAUUGACGUUGUGUUUAGUUUCCCCUUAUAUCUAUGUGAGGCACAAAUACCCAUAGAACUCACCAAUACUUUAAUAUUGGUAUAGUCAAUGAUUUUGCUGGAAUCUUGUUUUUUUCCACUGCACCUUUUUUGUGUUCUUAAUCAUUCCUUAAGUCUAAUUUUGUAGUGGUAAAGCCUUUGCAUUAAUAUCCUUUUUAUGUUCUCUUUUUAACAAGGAAAACCAGAAUAUUGCUAAAUUCAAUAUUUUUUACAUCCUAAAGUAGUAAAGUUAUUUUGUAUAUUGUUAGUACUUCAAGAAAUAUCCCUCUGAGAAGUCGGACAAAACCCUUACACAGUAAUCUUUAAAACUGUUCAGUAGAGAAUUUUUCUGCAAACACGUGGCUUAGGUUUUAGAUCUUAGCAUUCUGUCAGAAUGCUGGUAGCUGUGUGCCGCCAGAGUAUAGCAGGCAAUAAUAUGACUUUGAUUCUAAUACAUUUAGUGUGCAUGCAUGUGUUUCUAAUCACUGUUAUUUUUUAAGUAUUUGUAAAAUUAGAAAAAAAUUAUUUCUUGAAAACUCGUCAGAUGCUUAGUUUGAAGUUUUUCCUCUCCAGAUGUUUUUGAGGAGUGUGAAAAGACUGCACUCUUGAUGCAGAAAAUAUUUUCACAUGCAACUUAAAAAUUUCUGGAAGAUAGAACUCGCAUUUCCCAAACAUCCAUAUGUCCUUGAGCUGAAUGUAACCAGGGAGCUUCAGUUCUACGGACAUGUCUGAGACAAUUAUCUGUGAGUGAAAACAGGGUAUUAUAACAGAUGAGUUUCAGUCUUAAUUCCAGUGUUGUUACUGUGAAUGCUAUAACCAUACAUAAGUAAUAUGUGUGUAAAUGUAAUAUAUUAUUUUAUACUGCUGUAUACAUACAAAAUAAAUAAAACUAGGAUACAUAUCACACCAUCUUUCCAUGCAUGGAUCUUCCACUGACGUCAUGGGAGCUUUGAAUAAAACCAUCGGCAAAAUGUGAUCUUAUGUAUAAAAAUGUGUGAUGCUGACUUAGUAAUUUUAGUCUUAAUAUCACAGGUCUAAGGGACAUCUGUUCAAAGUUAUGUAUCUCUUGAAACAGCAUAUGGCUGACUUUGAAGAGAUUUGUCGUAUUUACAGAUUGAGUGUACGCAUUCAAUUCUACAUGAAUCUCAGGAUUACCCCAACAAAUCGUAAAAGUAACAUUUUUUUUCUAAUUAGUGCUGGAUGGAUUAUUUUAACUUAAAAGGUCUGAAAUAAUAUCAAGGAUUCACAAAGAUUAACAUAUAAAUUAUACAUAAAAUGAGUGCCUUUAGGCAAUAAAGAACACUAUUUAAAAUGAGAAACACCAAUCACUUCAUGGUCCAAAUUCAUGGAAACACAAUAAAAAUUCAUAUCUGUAUAAUUUUCAGAGAAGAAAGUAUGAAUGGAAAGUAGAGGUACGUUUUAUAUAAUGUUAGAAUAAUCUGAAUUAGUUCAAUAAAAACUUAGUUCUCAUGAAGCCAAAGUAAAAAAUGUGCUUCUGCUUCUCAUGUGCAAUUUGUAUAACCAAUUUUCAUUAAUUCAACCUCACACACUCAACAUAAGAGCUUCAUUUAUAAGGCAGCAAGUUAAAGGGCUAGGCAUUUUUUUUUUCUUUGAACUUCUUUACUACAGAAAGAAUGAAUUGGAGAUGUCAUCAGUAAUAAUUAUGGAUGGCCUAUGUCUUUCUUACCCCUAUUGUCAUUCUUUUUGAAGACCAUAUCAGCAAUUUUUCCACUAAACAAAGAAAAUAAUUUUAGAGGUCAAAAAUUCUAUUUACUGACCAAGUUUUUGGCCAUCACAGAUCAUAAGGAUUUAUUAUUAUAUUUUUCUUCACAGAAAUUCUAAGUUUCUUAAGAAACCAAAUAAAUUAUGAAAAAAUGUAUAGUGGUAAAAUGAUAAAAAAGGUAAUCAAAAUAAUCAGUUGAUCCUGAGAUUAAUUUAGAAUAAAUAAUAACAGGAAAAUAUAUAAGGCAAAAUAAUAACAGCAAGAAAAUAUAGCUACAAUACAAUGUGUACCAAAGCACAUCAUUCAUAGAGAAGACACGAGUUCACUUUAAAAUUUUUCAGACGUAUGAGCAAAACAGGGUACAGGGUACAAUAACUUUGCUAUGGAACAUUCCCCCAAAAGUUUGCAACACAUUGAACCAUGUGAUCUCUAUUUCAAAUCUAAAAUGUUUCGUACAUUAGAAAGUGAGCAAAAAUAUUUUGAAAAGUUGUUUCACUUCUGAUAGUCUCUCUACUCUGUACAAUAUGGAUAAGUAUUAUUAAUUACAGAACUUUUACUGAGAAUUAAGUGAGCUCCUUUAUAGAAAAUUCAGAGCAGAGUGCUAAACUAAAGGUAGGUUGUUAUUAUUAGCAUCAGUUUUUAUUAUUUUUAAAAUUUUAUCACCGUCACUGAUUUCAUACACUGUAGAACACAAAUCUACAAAUGAAAAACAUCCCUGCCUACUGGGGAGUUUUAGCUAAGAGAGAAUAAUUUCAAUACUUAAAGGUGAGUCUACACUCCUUUGUAUGUUCACUCAUCAGCUCUGUCUCUCUGUGUGAAGAAUGCAGAUAAGGAAACAAACUCACCACUAACUGAGGUCUGGUCAACCUUCAGCAUCCUCAUCAACUUUGACAUAUUAAUUUGUUUUUCCAUCAAACAAGAUUAAUAAUUUUUUAUUUUUACUAUAUCUUUCUUUUUAAUUUAAUUUUAUUUUUAAAUAUUAGUUACAGUUUAUUAUCUUUGUAUCCCAGCUGUAGCCCUCUCCCUCAUUCCUUCCCAAUCCUACCCUCCCUCUGUCAUCUCCUCCCUGCUCCUUUCCAAGUCCAAAGGAGGAGCAGCCUUACUAGGCCACAGAGGUUGACCUAUUAAUUUAUUCCUACAACUGAAAAAUAGAAAUCUGAAAGGCUUAUCAAAGGGAUAAGCCUUUGAUAUUAUUAGCCUUUACCAAUAUUUAUUGGGAAUACUGAUCGUUUGAUGGAAUUUUUCCUACAUAAUGAUUAUCAUUUUUUGCACGUCUUCUACUCACUCUGAAAAUUACUUAAGGCAGUCUUCAGUAUCUGCUUGAUGCAAUUGGACUGUUUAAUAGUUCUAAUUGAAGGCCUCUGCCUGGUAAGAGCCUGCUUCCUUAGUGUUAUCCUUUGAUGUUUAAAACAUUGCUAGAAUUAACUUAUUCCUUUGAAUUUAGUAAAUUCCUUUAUAUUUUCCAGUUAAAAGAAUACAACCCACACUAAUCAGUAGUCAAAUUACAAAAGAACAUUUCCAUUUUAAAUGGAUUUAUUAAUUUAUGUAGAAAUUUAAGUAAGACCAUCAUGCGGAUGAUGAUAAUAUGUGAUAUUUUUCCCUUCAUUUUCCUUUGAUGGUUAUUCUAAAAUUCUUCAACCAGUCUUUCUGGAAACAAAGGACACUGGAUUAACACUGCAGUCACGUUAUGUGAAUGGGAAUCCCAAUUCUUUUCCUUGGCUUUUUGAAAUGUUUCUCUGUAGCAUGAGAGAUGGGAAGAAAAAAACAAAACAAAAACAAAAAAACUAAAAAGCAGACAGAGGUGUUCAUGUGGAGGAUUACAAAAGCCAGAAAGUAAGUUUUAUUCUAAAAUGAGUGAAAUUUCUUUUCUUUUUAGAGAUUGAUUUUCAUUUUAUUUAAUUAGUAGGAAUGUGCGUUUUGUGUGACUGUAUGUCAUGUAUUUUCGACUGCCUGAGUAGACCAGAAGAGGUUUCUGAAUCCCAUGGAGCUGUAGUACAGGCAGUUGUAAUUUUUCCUGUGGUGGUGGUAAACAAAUUUAAAUAGCAAGCAAUCUUAACCUCUGAGCCAUCUUUCCAGCCCACUGAAAGAUUUCUUGUCCUUAUUUUUUAAAUACAAUUAAUAAUGAAAUAAUAAAUAAUCAAAAUUUCUCCAAUCCUUUCAUUCCUCUUAAAAGUGUGUGAUUUGUGAUGGAGGUUUUUUCUUUUUUUUUUUUUUCUUUUUUUUUUUUUUUUUUUUUUUUAGUAAGCACAAAGCAAGUCUUUAGAACACCAAACAAGUUACCCAAGUAUUCAAUAUCUUUUUAUUAGCACUAAGCAGCUUUGGGGUUUUCAACACCAUAUAAUAAUUCUAAGACUGUUAAUUUAUUUUGAUAUGAUUAGAAAUCUAUCACUUAUAAACAGGUUUACAAGGACCAUAGGAAUAUAGUAAAUAUUACAACAUACCAAGUAACUUUAAAUUAGAAAAGUGUGUGUGUGUGUGUGAGAGAGAGAGAGAGAGAGAGAGAGGAAUUGAAAACUGUAAAGUUAAUGAAAAUGCAUAUUAAUUCUGUGAUUUUAGUUUAAAUCUAACAAAAAUAUGUGGUACGCCUAAAUAAAACAUUUAUAAACAGGAAUUUUAUUGGGUUUGAAAAUGUAAUAAUAUUAAAUGACCUGCUCAGAAUGUUUUUGCAGAUUUUUCAAGUUGUUACCACUGUUUGACAUGGGUCUGCAAACUCACAGAGGCGUAUACAGGGUUGAAGGUGCAGUAUGGUCGUCAGACACUUGUCUGUCAUGAGGAAUGCUCAUGGACAAAUGUCCAACACCUCAAUGAAAAAGUCUGCAAACAUCACUCACUUCGAAGAUGCCACACUGAUUCUGAAUUACAGUGUUCCUAAAAUUUUAACAAAUAGAAUGAUGGAAAACUGUGUGACACUGACAUCUGACCAUUUAGAUACAUGAAACACUUUGUAGUUCUUCAUGGAGUCAUUUGGUGGUGUCAAAACUUACACUAUGGCCUCAAGGUACUGCUUCUAGGAUGGAAGUGAGUUUCCAGAUAUAAACAAUGUUGUGAUGUCAAUAGGGACAUUGGAGCGUUUUAAAAUUUAGGUCUCAGCGAAGAGAUUUAAUAUAAUAUAUAAUCUUCUGUUGUAUGUAACAAUUUUAGUGCAUUUGUGAGUAGUGUGUGCACGUUGGUGUUUUAGAACACGUGUAGAAAGAAGUUAGAGGUAACAUAGGAUGAUUUCCUCACUCUGCAAUUAAGUUCUCUCACUGAAUGACAAGCUCACCCGUGCCCCCCUUCAGUUCUGUCUUUCUCCCUUUACCUCCUACUACUAGUGCUGCAGCUAAGGGCCAAUGUGUUGUGUUGGCUUACUUUCAUGGUUACUGGGGAUUCAAAUUCAUGUCCCUGGGCCUGUUCCACAAGCACUUUACCCAUUCAUUCACUUUCUCAUUGAAUGAAAGAAACAAUUUCCAACAAAGCUCCAGUAGAAGAGUCUAUCUCAGUGUCACAUGCUAUAAUAAUGAUGGAAACAAACACUGAUAAUAACUAUUCACCAUUCAAUUUUUCUUUCAUAAGAUAAAAACACUGGCCUAUUUUAAGGUGAUUGUGACCUUAAAGCUAGGGUAACAAUGUAACAUAGUAUUAUUUCAGGCCAAACUAAUGAAAAUAGAGAAAAAGGAAGGAAUGUAAAGACCUUUAAGAAGAUCAGUGGAUCCUAGUGACUCACUGAUAGCCAUUUGCCUGACAAUGGGUGGGAAGAAUAAAAAUGAGCUUUUGUUAUUCUUAUGGAAAUCAGACUUCCUUUAAAGGACAGAGUGAAAAGAAAAUGUGUCUAGGGGAAUGUAAUCUUGUUUAUAAAAAUGAGUUCCAGUUUUCUUUUUUUCAUUUAAAUUUUACUGUGCUAGCUACUCAAGAUCAGAAAGGCAAAAUAUAUGAGCAAUGCAAGAUAAGUUUAUACUUUUUUCCUGGGAGCAAAUGAUAGUAAUUAGCUUACAUUCUGAUAAUUCUUUCUAUUAUACUUGCUGAUUAUUAUUUAAAUUUUUAUUUGCGUUAACACCUUUUCAUUAAUUAUAUUGCUUGGAAAUGGCUUUGGAUGUGUCAUAAGUCAAAUUUAAAUAUUUUUAACUUUUUAGUAUCUGGAUAAUUUGUCAAGCAUAUGUAGAAGAAAGCAUGCUUGAAGAAAAAGACAUAGUCAAUUUCUCUGUCAUCUUUUGUGAUAUACACAUAACACCACAUAACUAAUAUUUUAAAAGUUAGUGCAAAUAAAAGAUAUAACAGUUGUGAAACUUA
Molecule: messenger RNA, 13329 nt
Organism: Meriones unguiculatus (Mongolian gerbil)
Lineage: Eukaryota; Metazoa; Chordata; Mammalia; Rodentia; Muridae
Gene: Pcdh10
Product: protocadherin 10
Exons: 5
Coding region: 910-4026 (1038 amino acids)
Biological process (GO): homophilic cell-cell adhesion
Cellular component (GO): plasma membrane
Molecular function (GO): calcium ion binding
Source: RefSeq, a predicted model, not a curated record